This is a messenger RNA of Salvia hispanica, 2364 nucleotides long. NCBI's taxonomy places the organism in Eukaryota, Viridiplantae, Streptophyta, Magnoliopsida, Lamiales, Lamiaceae. The record is from RefSeq and is a predicted model, not a curated record.
AUAAACAUCUUUCUCUCUCUAAAAUCCAACUUCCCCUCUCUUUCUCUCUCUAGAUUUGGCCUCAGAUCUCCCCCACACGAGCCCCACAGCAGCUAUGGAUCCUCCACAUCCACACAUUCGCACGCAAUUGAUACUCUACAAACCUCAAUUCCGCAUAUAAACACUAUCAGAGGUUUAGAGCUGCAGAGAGGAGAUGCUUUCUGCCGCUUUUGCUGCUCUAUGACUGCGGGCGAGGAGGUUGAGGAAGGCGAAAGAGGAGAAGCGGCGCGUUUUAUGACCGAUCGCUUCCCCUUUCUCUUCAGCAAGCGCACGCGGUGGGACUGCUCCUUCGCCGUCCGCAGCCGCGGCCGAUGGGGCAAAUGCGGCUGAAUUUGUGCGAUUGAAUGCUGAUUGAGUUUUAUCCCUUCAAUUGGGGAUUUUAUUAGCUGCUGCUGCUGCUGAGAAUUCUAAUUUGGGGGAAAUUUGAGUGUUUUUUUUUUCUGGCAAUGCAGCCUGAUCAACGGAAGAAACCUGAUCAACAAAAGAAAAGUUCAGUGGAGCCGGAAUUCUUUUCUGAAUAUGGUGAUGCGAGCAGGUAUAAGAUCCAGGAGGUGAUAGGUAAAGGCAGCUAUGGUGUUGUUUGCUCAGCAAUGGAUACUCAUACGGGUCAAAAAGUGGCAAUAAAGAAAAUACGUGAUAUCUUUGCCAACGUUUCUGAUGCUGCUCGAAUACUUCGGGAGGUGAAGCUUCUGAGGCUUUUGAGGCACCCGGAUAUUGUUGAAAUAAAGCACAUUAUGCUUCCACCUUCAAGGAGAGACUUCAAAGAUAUAUAUGUUGUUUUCGAACUCAUGGAAUCGGAUCUACACCAAGUCAUUAAGGCUAACGAUGACUUGACACGUGAACAUCAUCAAUUUUUCCUUUAUCAAUUGCUCCGUGCUCUCAAAUAUAUCCACACAGCCAAUGUAUAUCAUCGAGACUUAAAACCGAAGAAUAUUCUGGCCAAUGCGAACUGUAAACUAAAAAUAUGUGAUUUUGGGUUGGCUAGAGUUGCAUUCAACGACACACCUACAACAAUAUUUUGGACGGACUAUGUUGCUACAAGAUGGUAUAGGGCUCCAGAAUUGUGUGGCUCAUUUUUCUCUAAGUACACUCCAGCAAUUGACAUGUGGAGCAUUGGCUGCAUUUUUGCCGAGGUUGUAAAGGGGAAGCCACUUUUCCCCGGAAAGAAUGUCGUUCACCAGCUGGAUAUGAUAACUGACCUUCUUGGAACACCUUCUAUGGAUACCAUUUCUCACGUGCGGAAUGAAAAGGCUAGAAAAUAUCUUACAAGCAUGCGAAAGAAACAGCCGAUUCCUUUUGCUCAGAAGUUUCCAAAUGCUGAUCCUUUGGCUCUUCGGCUCUUGGAGAGGCUGCUUGCUUUUGAUCCAAAGGAUCGUCCAACUGCUGAACAGGCACUGGCUGAUCCUUACUUCAAGGGAUUGGCUAAGGCUGAGAGAGAACCAUCCUGUCAACCAAUCUCGAAAAUGGAAUUUGAGUUUGAGAGGCAUAGGGUGACAAAGGAAGACGUAAGAGAGUUAAUAUAUCGGGAGAUACUGGAGUACCAUCCUCAGCUACGGAAGGAUUACAUCAACGGAAUCGAAAGAACUACUUUUCUCUAUCCUAGUGCAAUCGAUCACUUUAAAAACCAAUUCGCUCAUUUGGAAGGAAGUGUUGGUAAAAGUGGACAAGUGAUUCCACUUGAAAGAAAGCAUGCUUCCCUUCCUAGGUCGUCUACAAUUGUACAUUCUGCUAGUGUACCUCAAAAAGACCAGCCAGCUGUUGCAAAUGCAAGGGAUCGGCUUAACUCUGAAGAAUCACGCAGCAAAAACUCGAGAGAUUCUGAUGGGCUUCACAGCAGUUUGUCAAGACCCUUACAGCCACCGCAGAGGAUCGCACAAGCCAAACCAGGCAGAGUUGUCGGCCCAGUGUUGGCAUACGAGAAUCCAAAUUGGGGAAGGAUGAAAAGACCAAUGGGCGAGACCGGGCGAGACUAUCAUACUAAUGCGAAACAAGCUCCAAACUGCAGCGUACCUGCCAAAUUGGCCCCGGAUGUGACAAUAGACAUAGAUCACCAUCCAUAUUUUACGAGCCGGGCUGGGGGCACAAUGUUGGACUGUCCUGGUGACAGGGUCAUCGUAGACAUGAAUCUGCUGCAUGCCGAAGCUCAAUUUGGUGCGGCGAAAGUGGAAGUUCAGAGAAAAGUAGCCGUGAUGCAGUACGCGGCGGCACAGAUGUACUAGCCAGCCGGCAAGGCUCUAUGGUUCAAAAAAAGGUAGUGAAAAUUGUGAAGUGCAAAACAUGCAUCAAUCUUUCUUUAUCUAUUUUAUAAUUUGAUUAUUUUUUUCA